AUGGCAGACACAGCUACAGCAGCGCCUCUGUUCAAGAAGAGAGCCAAGAAGAACAUCGUGCGCAAAGCCGCUGCCCCGCCGCCAACACAGUCCGAUUCAGAAUACUCAUCCUCCGAAGACGAGAGCGGCCACCGUGUAAAGCGCCGCAAGAAGACAGGCGCUCUCGUCUCCGCGUCGUCCGCAACCCAAAUGACCGCUGCCGAUAUCGAGGGCGCCACCAAAUUCGCCGCCGACCGUUCCGCGAACAUCGAGAGCACCAACGACGCAACGAAGCAGUCGAACUGGUACGACGAGAGCGCCAAGGAUGCGCUCAGCGCACAGAACCUGCUAGGCAAGACGCGCCAAAAGCCAGACGCAGAGGUGGGGAGCGACGGCACAUACAAAGGGGCUGCCAACUACCAGUCCUUCAUCGAGAAGAAUCCGAAUGCGCCGCAGCGACAAGUCGGGCCGGUCAAAGCUCCUACCAACAUCAGGACCAUCACUGUCACUGACUUCGCGCCUGACGUGUGCAAGGAUUACAAACAGACAGGGUUCUGUGGGUUUGGCGAUAGCUGCAAAUUCCUUCACGCGCGCGAGGACUACAAACAGGGCUGGGAGCUGGAUCGCGACUGGGAGAUCGGCACCAAGGGGAAGAAGGUUGCCGGUCAGACGGUUGCGUCGGCGAACAGAGGUGGCAAGACAGGCGACGACGACGACGAAGACGAUGCUCUGCUCGAAAACAUACCUUUCGCGUGCAUCAUCUGCAAGAAGCCGUACAAGAAUCCCAUAGUCACGAAGUGCGGGCACUAUUUCUGCGAGGCAUGCGCUUUGCAGCGGUACCGGAAGAAUCCGUCCUGCGCUGCCUGUGGCGCCGGCACUGGUGGAGUGUUCAACGGAGCGAAAAACUUACAGAAGCUGCUGGACAAGAAGCGGGAUAGAGCAAAGAAGCGGAAGGAACAGGCGAAGGAAGAGGGGCAAGAAGUCAGCGACGAAGACGAGGGCGACGCGGAGGAAGAUUAA
Molecule: messenger RNA, 999 nt
Organism: Coniosporium apollinis CBS 100218
Lineage: Eukaryota; Fungi; Ascomycota; Dothideomycetes
Exons: 1
Coding region: 1-999 (332 amino acids)
Biological process (GO): snoRNA splicing
Cellular component (GO): U2-type spliceosomal complex
Molecular function (GO): metal ion binding
Source: RefSeq, a predicted model, not a curated record